AUGAAUUCAGAGUCGCGUCCACUCAUAAAUCGCACAACCCGACAAUCUUGUUUUAUUUGCAAAAGAUCACUUGACAGUAAGCCAUAUGCAAAUAUGAUUCUAUACGUUUUACUAGGCAUUUUAAUACUUUGCCAUAUAUGAGGCUCUCUUAUAUUGCUAUACUUAAAAGUGGCUAAUGACAUUGGGGAGUACUUUACUCUUUUUUUACCAGUGGUAUUGCUUUGUGUAGAAAUUUGUAUUAUCUGUAUAACAGUUUUUAUAAUUAUUUUAUCUGAUUUUAUUACCAGAAAAGUAAGAGGAAUCACGCUGUGGCAAAGACAAGCCAUCGGGAGACUGAUAAGAGAUUUUGUAAUUUUUUUGCAAUUAGGCUUAACUGCUUGAUUUUUUUAUGCAGGAUUUGAUGAUAAUUCCCUUAAAUCUCCUCUUUGGCAUUUGCUGAUGCCAGGAAUUGUGCUAUCAGUUCUUGCGUCCUUAAGAUUUGUUCUAAUUCAGAGCGAGGAUUCGUUGUUUUGGAUAUGCUUUUCCUUUCUAACGAUUGCACAGCAGAUCCUAUGUAUAUGGAAAAUUGAUUAUAAGGCAGAACUCAGCUGAAUUUAUUGCUUAAUCCCUACCUAUCUCAUGUGUGCUGAUUUUGCCUGGCUUAGUGCUAGUUAUUUUUUGAGGUUUGCUAAAGAACUGGAUUACUCUAAAAUGAUAAUAUUUCUUUUAGGAAUUAUUGGGAGUAUUUUCAGCGGAAUUGGGAUGUUUUUUAUCUCUUUUUAUCUAGAAGACAUGAUAGAAUUUAAUUCAGCAAUAAUCUGAAUUGGGAUUGGUUUGGGUAUAAGUUCAAUACCUUUAAUAAGACCAUUCGGGCUGUUUAUAAUAGAUAUUGCAGUAGGACAUAUUGAAAUUGAAAUUUUACAGCUAAAAUACCCUGUGAGAUCAAUAAGAAAUUUACCUCACUCCGUUUAA
Molecule: messenger RNA, 951 nt
Organism: Blepharisma stoltei
Lineage: Eukaryota; Ciliophora; Heterotrichea; Heterotrichida; Blepharismidae
Source: the annotation of a GenBank genome assembly